Vavraia culicis subsp. floridensis is the source of this 534-nucleotide messenger RNA. RefSeq lists its product as uncharacterized. The transcript has a single exon. The annotation marks the transcript as partial. NCBI's taxonomy places the organism in Eukaryota, Fungi, Microsporidia, Pleistophoridae. The record is from RefSeq and is a predicted model, not a curated record.
GAGGACAACGAUGUUGUUGCGAACUAUCCGCUAGAGUUUCUCAACAAGCAGCAGCCUUCAGGAAUGCCACCGCACAAGUUAGUUCUAAAAAGAGGUGCGUUGAUAAUGCUAUUGCGCAACCUUGAUCCAGCCAAUGGCCUGCUCAAUGGCACACGCCUGGUGGUUGAUGAGCUCCACACAAACUUCAUCAUAGCUACUAUUGUAACCGGAUCCAGGAGAGGUAGCAGGGCAGUCAUACCAAGGAUCGACAUGGCACCGAGCGAGACACAGCUGCCAUUCAUACUCAAGAGAAGACAGUUUCCGGUUCUUCUUUCGUUUGCGGUGACAAUCCACAAGUUACAGGGCCAGUCAUUUGACAAGGUGGGUGUUUAUCUGCACAGCCCAGUCUUUGUGUAUGGUCAGUUGUACGUAGCUUUGUCGAGAGUGCGCUAUGAAAACGGUCUAAGGGUAUAUGUUGCUGGCAAUGGAUGCCAAGGAAAGCGUGAGAAUGAUAAAGUAUACACAAGAAAUGUUGUGCAUACUAAGCCAUUAUAA